Molecule: messenger RNA, 759 nt
Organism: Pomacea canaliculata
Lineage: Eukaryota; Metazoa; Mollusca; Gastropoda; Architaenioglossa; Ampullariidae
Exons: 2
Coding region: 1-759 (252 amino acids)
Biological process (GO): neuropeptide signaling pathway
Molecular function (GO): G protein-coupled peptide receptor activity
Source: RefSeq, a predicted model, not a curated record
AUGUCUAUAAAUAGUACAGCUACACCUGGUGAAGCUGUCAUUGAGGUUCUACCAUGGAACAAUCCUAGUAACAUACUGAGCAUUCAAGACUAUCAAGGCACGGUGUAUUAUUAUAAUGUGGUCAUGAAACCCGUUGUGGUGGUUGCUGGUGUAGCCACCAACAUCGUCAACUGUCUGGUGUUCAGACGACAAGGACUCAAGGACCGCAUGAACCUCUGUCUCUUUGUCCUGGCGCUGAUAGACAUUGUCUACCUUCUGUACUGCAUGAUAUUCACUGUCACCUACUGGAUGAAGAUACUGGACCCGGUGCUGGGCGAGGAGUUCUAUCAGAUAACAUUUUGUUAUGCUGGGGGCGUGUGUUCCGGUCUGAGAGAGACGUCCACGAGUGUCAGUGUACUGAUUGCUGUCGAGCGCUGUGUGUGUGUGGUCUUCCCACUGAGGGCCAACUCCUUCAUGACCACCAGAACCAUGGGCAUCCUGCUGGCUGCUAUUGUGGUGGGCAUGCAGCUGGCUUUCAUCAUGACACCGUUGAAGAGAUUCGUGUUCCCGGUGUACGACAACACCACGGGGAUGACGAUGUGGAAGGUGGCUCGCUCGGCCACAUGGCAGGACAACGAGGCUCUGCUGCUGUACGACACGGUGGAUGACACCAUCUUGCUGGUUGCAUUUCCAUUCAUCGUCUUCAUUCUCGUGUCAGGUGCCACGGCCAUCACGGUGGUCAAGAUGCUUGAUGUCCUAUGGACAGUCAAAGCAGAUUGA